Messenger RNA from Eriocheir sinensis (Chinese mitten crab), 3105 nucleotides. RefSeq names its product pre-rRNA-processing protein TSR1 homolog (gene Tsr1). The transcript is spliced from 16 exons. Gene Ontology annotation, molecular function: U3 snoRNA binding; GTP binding; GTPase activity. Gene Ontology annotation, cellular component: preribosome, small subunit precursor; nucleus. Lineage: Eukaryota; Metazoa; Arthropoda; Malacostraca; Decapoda; Varunidae. The record is from RefSeq and is a predicted model, not a curated record. Gene Ontology annotation, biological process: ribosome biogenesis; maturation of SSU-rRNA from tricistronic rRNA transcript (SSU-rRNA, 5.8S rRNA, LSU-rRNA); endonucleolytic cleavage of tricistronic rRNA transcript (SSU-rRNA, 5.8S rRNA, LSU-rRNA). The coding region runs from base 249 to 2831 and encodes 860 amino acids.
AUAGUGUGUCCUUUAGGUCGGGGCCUCUGGUAUGGUGGCCUCGUGUGACCAAGUAAACAGUAAAUAGUGACAUAAUUAAGCCAUUUAAACCCCAUGGACCGACAUUUUAGGACGGCAGAAGACUAAGAAGAGAAAGGCCGUGAGAAGAGACCCAAAAAACGACGCCGGACUGAAGGAAGAGAAGGAAAAGGAGACGGAUUCAUAGACAGAUGGAUAUAUUUUAGUAACUUUUCCUCUUUUAGGUCACAAUGGCUCUCUCCCAGGCCCAUCGACCCUCAGCCCUCAAGCAACAGAACAAGAAGCACAGGACCCUAGGGCACCGAUCCAAGGGCAGCAUCUCAAAGGCUAACAGAGGGCGAGUCAGUGCCAAGGCUUUGAGCAAGAAGCUUAAGUUCGACCUCAGCAGAGAACAGCGGAAGAACAAGGCGAAGCAGAUCCGUGCAGCCAAGAAAGAAGAGGCGUUCCUGCGUAAGCGAUCCCUCGGCAGCCACAGCCACCCACCCUUCCUGGUGACGGUGGUGCCCCUCAGCCCCUCCAUCAACCCCAGGACUGUCCUCACCGCCCUCAAGGAGUGUGAUGAGGCGGCCACCAUCACCACCAGUGUGCAGGGCAUCACACACAUCAAUUCACCACGCUUCAAGCAAAGGUUUUCCUUCGUCAUCCCACCUGUCAAUGACCUGUACGCAAUAUUGGACUGUGUAAAGACAAGCGACACAUUGCUACUGCUCUGGCCAGGCGACGAGGAGCUUGGCGGGGAUGCUGACCUCCUCCUCUCAUCCAUCAUGGCUCAGGGACUGCCAACCCCUGUCCACGUCAUCACUGGCCUCGAGGAAAUGGCCCAGAAGGGAGGAGCGGUAGGCCAGGAGAUGGAAACGGAUCAGUUGGAGCAGGACCUCGACACCAAACUCUCCCUCACGCCCCAGCCAGGCCUCCUCAAACCUAAUAGGAAACACCUGUUGAAGCAAAACCUGGCCAAGGAGAUAGAAGUGAGGUUCCCGGGCCCGGCCAAGCUGCACAGCGUGGAGAAGCCUCAAGAUGCCCUGCUGGUCCUGAGACACAUUGGGGCACAGAAACAGAGACCCAUCUUCUUCAGGGACAACAGAGCACACAUCAUGGCGGAAAAACUGGAGUUCAUCCCCGAGGGGUCGACAGGAACACUGAGGAUACACGGCUACCUCCGAGGCCAGCCGCUGUCCGUCAAUGGCCUGGUACACAUCCCGGGCUGGGGCGAGUACCAGAUGUCGAGGAUAUACUCCCGCGCCGACCCUUACCCCCUGGAGCGCCGCGGCAAGGAGGCCACCAUGCCGGACGAAGACCUGCACCUACUGGAAGAGGCAAACCCCGACCUCCAGGAGUCCCUCACGUCAACGAAUGAGGUUGACCCCAUGGAAGGAGAGCAGACUUGGCCAACGGAGGAGGAACUUGCCGAGGCUGAGAAACGGAUGGGGCCCAAGAAGUACACCAAGAGGGUCCCCAAGGGCACCUCGGAGUACCAGGCAGCGUGGAUUGUCGAAAGUGACGAUGAGGGAGGAAGUGUUGGUGACGAUGAAGACGACGAUGAAGAUGAAGAGGACAGCAGCAUGGGGAGGUACACACCGGUGGAUAACAUGUCCCAGGACGGCUGUGACAAAGGGGAAGAGGGCAGUGACGAGGAGGAGGAGGAGGACGAGGAAGAAUAUGAGACGAUGACAGUGGAGGACAAUGAAGGAGCCAACUAUGAUGAGAAGGUGGACUACAAGGAGGAAAUGGAUGCCUUGAAGAAGAUGAGAGAGGCGAGAGAGGACGCCACAUUCCCGGACGAAAUGGACACGCCCCAGGACGUUGCGGCGAGGGUCAGGUUCCAGAAGUACCGUGGCCUCCAGAGCUUCCGCACCUCACCCUGGGACCCCAGCGAGAACCUGCCCGUCGACUACUCCAGGAUAUUCCAGUUUGAGGACUUCAACCGGACGAGAAAGAGAGUCCUGCGGGAGGAGAGAGAGGGAGCGCUGCCGGGUUGGUUCUUGGUGGUGGAGGUGAAGGAGGUCCCACACCACCUCUACAAGGAACACCUGGCCAGCCACUCCCCGCUGGUGGUGUUCGGGAUGCUGCCUCACGAACAGAAGAUGUCCGUGGUCAACCUGGUCAUGAAGUCCCACCCCCAGGGCCACUUCCGCCCCAUUAGGUCCAAGGACCGCCUCAUCUUCCACGUUGGCUUCCGUAGGUUCGCUAAUCAGCCCAUCUUCAGCGAGCACUCCACCGGCAACAAGCACAAGUUUGCUCGGUUCUUCCACCCUGGCAGCACCGUCGUGGCUACCAUGUUUGCCCCCAUCACCUUCUCCCCGGCCUCUGUGUUGGUCUUCCGGCAGCGAGGGGACGGAGCUCAGGAUUUGGUAGCCACAGGAUCCCUGCUGAGUGUUGACCCCAAGAGGAUAGUGACCAAGAGGGUGGUGCUUAGCGGCCAUCCAUUCAAGGUCAACCGCAAGACAGCCGUGGUGCGCUACAUGUUCUUCAACCGCGAGGACGUGCAGUGGUUUAAGCCAGUAGAGCUGAGGACCAAGUGGGGGCGGCGAGGACACAUCAAGGAGCCUCUUGGGACACACGGACACAUGAAAUGCUACUUCGACGGGCAGCUCAAGUCACAAGACACAGUGCUGCUCCACCUCUUCAAGCGCAUGUACCCCAAGUGGACCCUGGACCCCUUCGUGCCUAGACCCCUGCCCCUGUACACCUUCCACUCCGCCCACCACUCUGACAGCGAUGAGGAUGAUGAGGAGGAAGGGAAGGAAAAGAAGAGAGCGGAAGACCAAGAACCAGCCAGCAAAAGGAGUAAAAUGGUUAAAUUCUUCUCGUGAGACCAAAUUUGGGUGUAUAGAUUUUUAGAUUUAUUUAUUAUGCAGUGAGAGAGGAGGAGGAGGGAAAGGAAGAGUGAAGAAGAUCAAGAAAGUACCAAUGAAAAGAAUAAAAUGGUGAAAUUCUACCCCUGAAAUUGUUAUGAAGAGUUGUUAUAUUAUUUAAAAGUUAUAUAUUAGCUGUGUUACCAUCUUGCCACCAAACCAUGACUCCCUUCUUGCUCCUGCUGUGACGGAACCCUCUGAAAAGUCGUAAUAAAUCUUCAGGUCGCUAUUA